AUGCCAUCCUUCACCCUGGCCCUGUGGCUCGGGGCUGCCGCCAUUGCGGCGGCCGGCUUGAUACAGGGGGAUGGCUACGUGCACGCCGGCGUCAGAGAGAUUAACCUCGGGCCACACCUCCAAAGGCGUCAAUACUCGCAGAUUUCACUCAUUGUUGACACGGGCUCAUCAGAGCUCUGGGUCAAUCCCGAUUGCGCUACAUCGGGCGACCAGGACUCUUGCUCACAGGGCGGCACCUUCGACCCCAGAAAGAGUUCGACGCUCGUCGACACGGGGGAAAGCAAGUCCCUUUUCUACGGCAGCGGCAAUGCCACGGUCGAAUAUGUCGUUGACACGGUCACAAUUGGAUCCGCCACGGUGAAGCAGCAGAUUCUCGGCAUCGCUCUCGAGUCCGACAAUAUCAACUUUGGACUCAUUGGAUUCGCGCCCGCGACGGAUGGACAGGCUGACUACCCCUAUCUUCUCGAUACGCUCGUGAAAGAGGGUGUCAUCAAGAGCCGCACUUUCAGCCUCGACCUCCGGGGAUCCGACGAGCCCACGGGUGCCUUGAUCCUCGGCGGCAUCGACACGAGCCGGUUCACAGGCCCCCUCGUCAAGAUCCCCAUCAUACCCGUGAGCCAGACUCCCUUGCGCACUGACCGUUACUGGGCCGUUCUGACGGGCGUUGGCCUCACGGGUCCCGACGGCACGACCGACAAAUCCGCCGCGUUUCAGGUGCCCGUCUUUUUGGAUUCGGGUACGACCGUCACGCGUCUCCCGUCGCGUCUCUUCGAAGCCUUUGGCGAAGAGCUCGGAGGCGAGUACGACCCCCAGAACAAGUGGUUCGUCGUCGACUGCAGCGCGCGAAAUCUCAGCGCCACGGUCGACUUUUACUUUGAUGGCAAGACAAUCCAGGUCCUGCUCAAGGACUUCAUCGUCCAAAUCGACGCCACGACGUGCAUCGCUGGCGUCUUCCCCGACGACCAGGAGCCAACUCUGGGCGCCAACUUUCUCAGGGCCGCCUACGUUGUCUUCGACCAGGACAACCGCAACAUCCACCUGGCCCAGGCCGCCAGCUGCGGGUCGGGCCCAUCCAUCCAGUCGAUUGGAUCCGGCUCCAGCGCGGUGCCCUCCGUAACGGGCCAGUGCACUUCCGGCGCCGCCCUACCCACAGUCGGAACUACCGUCACAACCGGGCUUGACGCCACCGGGACGCGCGCACUCACCAAGACGUAUACGGGACCGGCCAUCACGGCGUCAUUGGGCGGCGGACCGGGCCCAGCCUCGACUGGCGGGUCUCUCACGGCAGCUCCGACUGCCACUGCUUCUUCUGGAGGCGGCGGACCGAAUGCCCUCAGCAAGUUUUUGAGCGAUAAGGCUUCGACAACCGCUUCUGCCAGUCCGACCUCGACUUCCAAGGCGGCUGGUACUCGUGCUGGAGUGGGCGCAGGAAUGGCCGCUGUUGGUAUGAGUUUUGUGGUAGCCUACGUCCUUUAGUGGGUUAGGAAAAGCAACCUAUGGGCCGCC
Messenger RNA from Lasiosphaeria miniovina, 1506 nucleotides. Its product is annotated as aspartic peptidase domain-containing protein. The transcript is spliced from 3 exons. NCBI's taxonomy places the organism in Eukaryota, Fungi, Ascomycota, Sordariomycetes, Sordariales, Lasiosphaeriaceae. Bases 1 to 1476 code for a protein of 491 amino acids. Gene Ontology annotation, molecular function: aspartic-type endopeptidase activity. The record is from RefSeq and is a predicted model, not a curated record. Gene Ontology annotation, biological process: proteolysis.